Molecule: messenger RNA, 1619 nt
Organism: Coregonus clupeaformis (lake whitefish)
Lineage: Eukaryota; Metazoa; Chordata; Actinopteri; Salmoniformes; Salmonidae
Product: 4-galactosyl-N-acetylglucosaminide 3-alpha-L-fucosyltransferase 9
Exons: 3
Coding region: 146-1267 (373 amino acids)
Cellular component (GO): membrane
Molecular function (GO): alpha-(1->3)-fucosyltransferase activity
Source: RefSeq, a predicted model, not a curated record
GCUACAGCAAUGACACGAUGGAACCAAAACUUGGCAUGGACAUUUAGCCUACAACACAUUUAAACUUUUGGUUCGGUAGAAGAUUCGUUGCCCCUGGCCGCUGCUGUUCUAAGUGCUCCUCCCUGGCUCAUCUGCAAGGACAAACAUGUCAUCAACAACUUCCAACCGAACACAUCAUCUAACUCUGAUAGCUGCUCUUGGGGUUUUGUGUUCAGUGGUAUUAUUUUUUGUUUACUUUCAACCAUCAUCUACUGUAUGUCCAUCUCGAUUGGAUGAUUUGCCAUUUUUGGCAAAGGGAAAUGUUUCCUCAUCUACCAAAAAGCCAGAAAAGCCUGUGGACAAGCCGCUUGUGUUGCUCUGGUUCUGGCCACUGGGUGUGAGAUGGAAUUUUAAAAUCUGCAAAACCCAUUUCAACAUCGAUAGCUGUGUUCUGACAGAUGACAGAUCCCUUUAUGACAAAGCAGAUGGAGUGGUUAUUUUUCACAAAGCCAUCAGAAGGAACAUAAAGAACCUGCCUCAGUCUCCUCGUCCACAUUUUCAGAAAUGGAUCUGGUUUCAUGUGGAAUCACCAACAAAUACUGCCAGAAUACCAGGUCUGGAAAACCUCUUUAACCUCACUUUGAGCUAUAGACGAGAUGCUGACAUCACAGUGCGAAAUGAAUUGACAACCGUGAAGACUGAAAAGGAUAGUGACUUUGUGCUGCCCAAGAAGGAUAAAUUGGUUUGUUGGAUUGUGAGCAACAACAAUCCUUCAACUGGGACAGGAACCAGAGCAAGGUAUUAUCAAGAGUUGGUCAAACACAUCAAGAUACAUGUUUAUGGUUCUGCUUUUACAGGGAGUCGUUUGAAGUAUGAGGAGUAUUACUCAAACCUUGCUAGCUGUAAAUUCUACCUUGCAUUUGAGAAUUCAAUCCACAGAGACUACAUCACAGAAAAGGUGAACGGACCACUUGUAGCAGGAACCAUACCAGUAGUCAUGGGCCCACCCAGACAGAACUAUGAACAGUUUAUCCCAGCUGGUUCUUUCAUUCAUGUAAAUGACUUUACUAAUGCAAAGGCACUAGCUGACUUCCUCCUCCAAUUGGACAAGAAUGAUGAGAUGUAUGUAAGUUACUUCACAUGGAGGAGGUACCUUAAGGCCAAGCCCCACCUCCUGACAAUGCAGGAAGAGUUUAUUCAACCUGUUUGUUUAGCCUGUGAAUACAUGGCAAGAGACAAAGGAUAUUAUAAUGUUGUCCACAACCUUUAUGAAUGGUACUUUGGUUGAGGGUUUAGCCAUAAUGUUGUAAGCACAGAAAAUAUCAUUUUAGCUUAGCUACGUAAACAGAAUAAAAUAAAAAGUGUACUCUGAUUUGGGGCUAUUUUGCAUCAAUUUAAAGGAUGGGCACUCAAGGUUUUGGGGUCGAUUUGUUUAUUUUUAUUAAACACUUUGGAACCAGCAUACACUGUAAACCCCAAUGUGUUGUCAUUACUCAAAACUUUUAAGGAAACCCAUUGCACUUAAAACCCUUUACUGCAGUGGGCUAAAUCAGCUGGUCACAGAGUUAUUCGUGGUAGUCUUAAACAAAACUACUUUGAAACCAAAGUACACACAUCACACACAUGGUUAUGGGCUUAAA